Lemur catta (Ring-tailed lemur) is the source of this 3217-nucleotide messenger RNA. It is a transcript of the gene MEIOC, whose product is annotated as meiosis specific with coiled-coil domain. Gene Ontology annotation, biological process: mRNA stabilization; meiotic cell cycle; female meiosis I. The record is from RefSeq and is a predicted model, not a curated record. Bases 22 to 2748 code for a protein of 908 amino acids. Lineage: Eukaryota; Metazoa; Chordata; Mammalia; Primates; Lemuridae. The transcript is spliced from 7 exons. Gene Ontology annotation, cellular component: nucleus; cytoplasm.
ACCGAUGUGUUCAACAGUGUGAUGUUGACUGGCUCCACUUCCUUCUAUGAUUGCUACAAAUCGCAGAGUGAAGACAAUGUAGACCUAAGGCAGACCUAUACUCCACUUUCUUCAUCAACAGAAUAUUCAAGUUCUGUAGAUUCUUCACUUUUCUGUGCACCAUGGUCUACUUACAGAGAUGAUAUUAAACAACCUUCUAAUUCUCAGAUCAAUGUAAAGAACAGGAUUCAAACUGAAAGAAAUGACUAUGGCAGUGAAACAGACUUAUAUGGACUUGUGUCUAACAUUUUGGAAGAACAAGAUAAGUCACAGCCAUAUUUUGCUGAAGGGACCUGCUCCUCCAAUUUAAAGUCAGUUUGGCCAAUGAACACAAGCAGAUUUGCAGAUCACCAUGACCUUUUAACAGAAACCAAAAGGCCAAUAGAUACAGCCAUCUCUCAGCAAGCUUUUUAUAGUGGUGAAUCUGUGUCAGCAGUGGAAAAGCAAUACCUGCAUAAUAGUAAUCUCACACCACAACAAAAAUUAGAUGAACUUUAUCAUGGAUUUACUGGUUUAGACCUUGAAGAACAAUGGAUGUACCUUUCACGAAGUGAUCAUUCUAUCUGUUACAAUAUUCAGACAAAUGAUACAGCUAAGACAACAUUCCAAGAAUAUCCAUUUAUCAAAAACUGUUUUACACCACAAACUGGUCUGUCUGACAUCAUAAAAGAAUCAGUAGUUGAUACCUACUCUUAUGGAAGAGAGAAAGUAUGUGCUAAAGGUCUUGAAGCACCAUUACAGCAAAAAAGGGCAGAGAUAUUUCUUUCCCAAUUAAAUAGAUACAAUGAAAAUGCAGAUUAUUGUAGAUACCCAGAAUAUGCUCAUCCUAGUCAGGCUAAGCUUAAUAAAUGUUCAAAUUUUAGUGUCCAAGAUAGUAAAAAAUUAGCCAAUGGCACACCUGAAACACCAACUGUAGAAGCAGACACCUACGCAAAGUUAUUUCAGGUUAAACCAGCAAAUCAGAAAAAAAUGGAGGAGACAAUCCCGGACCAGCAGAACUUCACAUUUCCAAAAACUACACCACAUCUGACAGAAAAACAGUUUGCAAAGGAAGCAGCAUUCACUGCUGAUUUCGGCUUAAAAUCAGAAUAUGGACUAAAACCUCACACAGCUUGUCCAGCCAAUAAUGAUUUUCCUAAUGUCACAGAAAAGCAACAGUUUGCUAAACCUGAUCCCCCAAAUUCUGAGUAUUUUAAAUCAGUGAAUUUAUUAACAAACUCAGCAGCAUCUUCAGGAGGUAUCAAUUUAAACAGACCAACUUGGAUGAAUGUUCAAACGAAAAAUAACACUCCUAUUCCUUAUCGAAAUCAAGGUAACUUGAUGAAAUUAAAUAGUCAUUUAAGUGCAGCUUCAAAAGGUUCUAACCAUUCUUCAGAUUUCCCCCAACUAUCAUCCACAAAUUUAACCCCAAAUAGCAAUUUAUUUCAGAAAUAUUGCCAAGAAAACCCUUCAGCAUUUUCUAGUUUUGAUUUUAGUUACAAUGGUGCAGAAAGAAUUCAAUCUAUCAGUCACAUGGAAGGACUGACAAAAACUGGAGAAGAAAAUCUCUUUGAAUCGGUUACCGAUAAAAAAAUAAAGCAGCCAAAUGGAUUUUGUGAUAACUAUUCAGCUCAACAGUAUGGGAUCAUUGAAAAUGUAAACAAACAUAAUUUUCAAGCCAAGCCCCAGGGUGGACAUUAUGAUCCUGAGGAAGGUCCAAAGCAUUUAGAUGGCUUAUCUCAAAAUACAUAUCAAGAUCUGUUGGAGUCACAGGGUCAUUUUAAUAGCCACAGACAGGGAAGUGGAGACAACAAUAUUAAUAGCCGUGUGAAUCGCACACAGGCGUCAUGCUUUUCUAAUAAUUAUAUGAUGGGAGAUUUAAGGCAUAAUCAGGGUUUUCAACAACUCGGUUCAAAUGGGUUUCCCCUAAGAUCUACCCACCCCUUUGGCCAUUCAGUUGUUCCACUGUUGGAUUCCUAUGAUUUGUUUUCUUAUGAUGACUUAAGCCAUUUAUACCCUUAUUUUAAUGAUAUGAUGUACGGUGAUAAUUCCUUUUCUGGUUUCGUGCCAACUUUUGGAUUUCAAAGACCAAUUAAAACCCGUAGUGGACCAGCCAGUGAACUUCAUAUUCGUCUAGAAGAGUGCUAUGAACAAUGGAGAGCAUUAGAAAAGGAGAGAAAAAAGACUGAAUUAGCCCUUGCCAAGAAUUAUCCAGGAAAAAAAGUAUCUAGUACCAACAACACUCCAAUUCCAAGGCUGACCUCCAACCCAUCUAGAGUUGAUCGCUUAGUUGUGGAUGAACUUCGAGAACAAGCCAGAGUUGUGACUUUACUGGGCAAAAUGGAACGUCUUCGAAGCUCUCCCCUUCAUGCCAAUAUCUCUACUGCUCUUGAUAGACAGUUGGAGUCCAUUCACAUUGUACAGUCACGUAGAAAGGAUGAAAUUGUUAAUGCUUCAAAUCGGCAAAGGCAAGGAGUUCCUAGAUGCCAAGAUGACAGAGAUGUGUUUGCCCUUGCUUCAGCAAUUAAAGAGAUGUGUGUGGCAACUCGGAAAGCACGCACUACCCUGUGGUGUGCACUGCAGAUGACCUUGCCAAAAACAGCCACUACAGCUGGCCAAACUGAUGUGCAAAAAGCUUUACAAGAUAUAGUAAACUGUGAAGACAAAGUCCAUGAAAGCAUAAAUAGUAGCAACCCAGCGAACCAGAGAGGUGAAACAAACAAACAUUAAGGAAAUGCCAGCAGAAAGAAUAAAAGGUUGAAAAGUAAAUGUAUCAAGACAUGCUAAAAAAUUUUAAUGAACUUGUCAAACUUUCAGUAUCUUAAUUUUCUUUCAGAUUUAAAGUUAAUAGCUUAAUGAAGUCUAACUUCUAUUUAAAAAUCUUCUAUUUGGAAUGAAUCACAUACAGUUUAAAGUGAACUCAGCAGUGAAGUUGACUACUCUUGGAGUUCUUAGUAGUUAAAGAUAACAAGGUUUAAGUAAAUUAAAUAUUUCCUAACGGCUAAAAUAUUGCUUUAGACCCAUUCUGCCGUGCAGGUAAAUGCAAAUGUGAAGUUAUUCUAGGAGAUCAGUUUCAUUUAGGUCUGCCUUAGUAAGUAGAAUUCCAAAUAAUGAAUCUAAGUGACUGUAACCCAAUUAUGGCUACAGUCUAGUAACCACAUUGUGAUUGUGAUAUAAAAGUGUUUUCCUUAUAAAACUG